Alosa sapidissima (American shad) is the source of this 2276-nucleotide messenger RNA. It is a transcript of the gene trim35-12, whose product is annotated as tripartite motif containing 35-12. The transcript is spliced from 6 exons. Bases 336 to 2027 code for a protein of 563 amino acids. Gene Ontology annotation, molecular function: zinc ion binding; protein binding. The record is from RefSeq and is a predicted model, not a curated record. Lineage: Eukaryota; Metazoa; Chordata; Actinopteri; Clupeiformes; Clupeidae.
UAAUGCUUCAUAAAUAAAAGUGACAUGACAGUCAACCGCUCACCGAGUCCCCAAAACAGUACUGUUGACUGCAAACAAGUCAGAAGUGCUUUCUAAGUAGUGCUGUUGGUUUUGGUGGAGCCUUUAAGGCUGGGUGGACAUAAACCGUAAAUGUUUUAAGGGCGUGUAUGGUGACUAUGCUCUCAUGUUUAGAUCAGAUGGCCAGGUGAGCUGUACUAGGCUGUGAACACUCUAAAGAGCAGGUUGGGCGUUGGGGUCAGACCAGUUCUUCCAGUCAAUCCGUUGACCAAUACCAUAGUGGACAAUCUCUGGUAUGGUGACAAAAGCUGAGAGAGAUGCAGCGAACUACAGGUUAUAGAGGGAGAAAAUGGAGCUUUGAAACAUACUUAACCCAGACAAACAGCAAGGAAAGGGGAUCCUUUUUGUUCAAAGAGAAUCUUAGUGCAGCUAGUGGUGCCGCCGUUCCCCUUCGACCGAGGGCUCUCUCGCAGCCUGGCGGGGCCAACCCGCUCCUCAGCGUCAAGUCGGCUGAGCUGAGGCGGCGGGCGAUGUCCUCGCGCUCCAAGUCGGCGCUGGAGGACGAGCUGUCGUGCCCGGUGUGCUGCGAGAUCUUCACCGACCCCGUGGUGCUCCAGUGUAGCCACAGCUUCUGCAAGAACUGCCUGCAGCAGUUCUGGAACAAGAAGGCGGCCAAGCGCGAGUGCCCCCUCUGCCGCACCAAGUGCUCGCUCCAGGAGCCCACGGUCAGCCUGGCUCUGAAGAACGUGUGCGACAGCCUGCUGAAGGAACAGAAGCUCCAGGCCGCCGCCGCAGCUGGGGCCAGCGGAGAGGCCAGUGGAGGCGCAGGGCCUCCGGAGCUAUGUCCGAUACACGGGGAGCCCAUCAAGCUGUACUGCCAGGAGGACAACGAGGUGCUGUGCUGCAUCUGCCAGACGUCCAAGAAGCACCAGGGACACAGCGUCUGUCCAGUGGUGGAGGCCGCCCAAGACCUGAAGGAAGAGCUCAGAAAAGAAGUGAUUCCUUUGAAGAAGAGUCUUCGCGGGCUCUAUGUAGCUAAGCAGGAAUGUGAUGACAUGACAGUAUACAUAAAGAAUCAGAAACAGAUGACAGAGAGGCAGAUAAAGGAGGACUUUGCGGAAAUGUAUCAGUUCCUGCAGAAGGAGGAGGCGGCCAGACUCGCAGUUCUGGAGGAGGAAGAGGAGCAGAAGAAUCAGAUCAUGAAGAAAAAGACCGACAGCAUCACACGAGACAUCCUCACCUUCUCUCAAGUGGUCAUUGCCAUCGAAAAUGAGAUCGCCACCAGCGACACAAAAUUUCUUCAGAAUUACAAGAAUACCACCAAGAGAGCCCAGAUUACACAGCAGGUGCCAGAGAGUGUUCCUGGAGUGCUGAUCAACACUGCCAAGCACCUUGGCUCUCUUAAGUACAGAGUCUGGAACAAAAUGCAGUCUCUUGUGGAGUAUACCCCUGUGACAUUGGAUCCCAACUCUGCGUACACCUGGCUCACCAUCAACAGAGACCUGACCAGCGUGACCAACAGUGGCAAGGUGCACAAGCUGCCAGACAACCCCGAGCGCUUCGACCACUUCGUAUUUGUGCUGGGCUCCGAGGGGUACAUGGCCGGGCGCCAUGCCUGGGAGGUGGAGGUCGGCGACAAGCAGGACUGGGUGCUGGGCGUGGUCAACGAGUCCGUGGAGCGAAAGGGCAAGAUCUCAGGCUGUCCCGAGGGCGGCUUCUGGACCAUCUCGUACUCGGAUGGCGAGUACACAGCCAUGACCAGGCCUCGGACGCCCCUCUGCGUCAGCGCACCGCUGCAGAGGGUCAGAAUUCAGCUGGACUACGUGGCAGGUGAGGUCAGCUUCUCCAACCCCGUGGCUAUGACACCCAUCUACACGUUCAGUGACCAGACCUUCACUGAAAGGAUGUUCCCUUUCUUCUGCCCCGGAGCCAACAUCAAUGGCAACAAUGGCAGCCCGCUGAAGUUGUGCCCUGCAAAGGUUGCUGUGUGGAAUAGCGCCACCUGGUGACGAGGAGAACUGCUCAUACUUUAUUUGACUUCCUGUGCUAAAACUAAUUGCAACCUUGAUUCAAUGAGUUGAUAUUUUCCUUGUGUGUGUUAAGAAUUGAUUGUAAAAGUUUGAUUCAAAGGUUAACUAAUAGGCUAGUGACAAAUAGUCAGAAAGGGCUUUAGUUUUUGAGAUACCCCUACCGGAGGUAGAACUAAACCUAACAAUGUUUUUCCUCAUCUCUAAGGUCUCCCAUAUAUGAAAUGGAUU